AUGUCUGUUCCUAAGCAACUUCCCUGUAUGGUUCGUGCUCUUUAUGCAUGGCCUGGGGAACGCGAAGGAGAUUUAUCUUUUGAAAAUGGAGAACUAAUUGAGUGCCAAAGCCUCGGUGAUGGAAAAUGGUGGAUCGGAAGGCACAUUAAUACAAAUACCCAAGGAAUUUUUCCCAGCAACUUUGUGCAAGUCCUUAAUAUAUCCACAUCAAGACCCAAUAGCUCUAUCUCAAGGCGAAGUAGCUUAAGCUCUCGUAUAUCAGCAGAAGAUUCGGGAUCUCCUCUUACUUCUUCUGGACCUGAACUUCCGGCCAAGAAUUUGAGAGGGACUAGUCCGCUUUUUUUUCAAAAGCGAAAAGAUAGUGGCUUAAGUCCAAAAAAAGAGCAACAUGGCUCUUUUUUAAAGACGUUGUCCCGACCAUCAUCUGUAUUCUCUAGAAGAAGCCGAGCCAGCUCGGUACACAGUCGCGAAUCGGAAUCUGGUCGAUCAAAACGGUCCGGAAAUGCAAAAGAUAGUACUCGAACAAGUCCUUCCCCUAUUCGGAGUGCCAUGGAAAAUGUACUCGAGUCACUUAAUGCAAUGGGAGGUAAAAGCACAAUCCGCUCGGCAACCCCUGUAUCCGGGCAAAUGCCUUUAAACACUGAUCAAGAUUUCAAUCCAAUGUUCAAGUCAUUGCCGUCACCAUCAGCACAUGGAAAGGUAAAGCAUUUACAACCCCCAGCCUCUUCCAUUUCCGAUAUAAAACAAACAGACAGUUUGGCGCCUGAAACACCACCAUCAUUAAGUAACCGUGGUCCUUUUCAUCGCAGAUUUCAGAGUACUCCGACGCCGAUUUUGAGACCCAUCUCCACACUGGUCCCUCAAACGAAUGCUUCCCAACUUACGAAUCCUCACUUGGAUGUACAGCGGCCUUCUACCGCUCAAUCGUUCCGCAAGAAAAGUUCCGGAUUCUUUAAGAAAACGUUUAAAAAGAUCCUAAGCCGAAGCUCAUCUACUAAACGGAUUCCAUUUAGCUCUUAUCCAUCCCAGUCCAGCAUGGCCACUUCGACCGCCUCACCAUCAUCUGUUCACCAGAGAACUGUUCGUCCAGCAUCUCCGCAAACGAUGGCUUCCGUCAAGGAAGAUUUACGCCGAACAACAACUUAUACACAGUCGGAUCUCAACAAAAAACGACAGGAGACUUUCGAUAAUCUUUCUAUGCCUGUUUAUAAGCCACUGGAAGAGCUUGAGAACACUCUUGGAAACGUAUUGGCUGACGGUGAGCCCGUAGAAUUUUCAGUUGGCAUGGAUGUACAUAGAAUGAAUUUUGGAGCAGUUGAUAAAAAGACUCGUUUUUUCAAUUCCCCGAAGAUAAACCUAGAUCUUAGAGAUUUCGUUAGAAAUUAUCUAGUAAAAGGAAUCGAAUCCCCUUUACAGCAAAUGAGAGCUGUUUAUAUUUAUGUCUCGGAACACGUCUCGUAUGUCGAUCACUCUGCAAAUGGAAAAUCGUUUCGCUCGGCUCGAGAUGUCUAUCUGUCUGGAAAGGGAACUCCACUUGAAGUUGCGUUACUAGUAAAGGAAAUGCUACAAGGCUUGGAUAUAUGGUGUGAAGUCAUUGAAGGAUAUCUCAAAUCGCCAGACGACAUUUACUAUACUAGAGAUAUUAAAGUGAACCAUGCUUGGAAUGUCGUUACAUUCAAUGAUGAAGUCCGCCUACUGGAUGCCAGUUUUGCGAGCCCCACACAUCCACAGCAGGUUUUAAAAUCUUCGGUUGCCAAUAAUUUUUAUUUUUUAAUGAAACCCAAUGAAUGCCUAUAUACACAUGUUCCUGAGAAUCCGGAUCAGCAGUUCAUAAUGCCGGACUUGCCGAUGCCAAUUGUUAUGGCUUUACCAUGGGUUUCAUCUGUAUAUUUCGACUCAGGUUUGCGUCUUCGCAGUUAUGAAUCCAGCAUCCUUCAUCUUUCUGAUUACCAAUUCUUGCAGAUUGAUGUAGAGGCUCCAAAGGAAAUUGAGUGUGUUGCUGAGGUCGAUAACUUUAGUUCACCGCCCUCUGCACCAGAUUUUUCUAAAUCUCACAAGCACGUCUUAGUUCAAACUUUCUUGGAAAAGAAGAAUUUGCGAGUAGUCAGAAUUAAAGCAAUGAUGCCUUUGAAUAGUAAAUUAGCUGUGUUACGAAUAUACGCCGGCCGUACUGGAGUGGCUAGUCCAGCCAAGACAGUACCUCAUCCGAUGGCUGUAUCCAUUCCUUUUGCUCACCAUGGAAAGAACAAAGCAUUUGAGUUUUUAAGUCGAUAUCCUAUACCCCAAUGCCCGAAUGUUGAUUUAUAUAUUUCUUCUCCUCAGUGCGGUAUACUACGCGCUGGAGUUAAGUAUGACUUUUGUAUCACUGCUUACUCUUCCAGCGAAACAGAAAUCCUUACAACUAAGUUAGCAAUUCAAACGCCGACCGGUAGCAUUCUACGGUUGCAUGAAGAAUUUUCAAAUGAUCGCAUCACCCGUUCCGUUCUUUCAUCAGCCAUUAAUGAAACUGGAGAAUACCGAGCUUUAAUAUUAGCUGAAAAAAUUGGAAGGUGGGUGGUUUAUGCCACUUGGAAAGGUGUUUAA
Messenger RNA from Schizosaccharomyces osmophilus, 2583 nucleotides. It is a transcript of the gene cyk3, whose product is annotated as Nebulin-family actin filament anchoring protein Cyk3. Gene Ontology annotation, molecular function: protein binding. The transcript is spliced from 2 exons. The record is from RefSeq and is a predicted model, not a curated record. NCBI's taxonomy places the organism in Eukaryota, Fungi, Ascomycota, Schizosaccharomycetes, Schizosaccharomycetales, Schizosaccharomycetaceae. Bases 1 to 2583 code for a protein of 860 amino acids.